Thalassophryne amazonica is the source of this 4207-nucleotide messenger RNA. It is a transcript of the gene pask, whose product is annotated as PAS domain containing serine/threonine kinase. Gene Ontology annotation, molecular function: ATP binding; protein serine/threonine kinase activity. Gene Ontology annotation, biological process: negative regulation of glycogen biosynthetic process; intracellular signal transduction; protein phosphorylation. The transcript is spliced from 20 exons. Gene Ontology annotation, cellular component: cytosol; nucleus; cytoplasm. Lineage: Eukaryota; Metazoa; Chordata; Actinopteri; Batrachoidiformes; Batrachoididae. The coding region runs from base 245 to 3868 and encodes 1207 amino acids. The record is from RefSeq and is a predicted model, not a curated record.
UCUUCGUUUGUUUGGGAAAAAACCUGUAGGAAUGAUAUCGGUGUUUUAUUAUCUCUACGAUAAAGUCAAGUCCAAGAGAAAUCCGAGAAAAGUGGCGUAAACAGUCAGCAGCACGGCGGUGUGUUUGUUGUGUCGGAUUAGCCGGCUAGCUAGCAGCAGGAGGAGUUAACGUUACCUUGUCAACAACCUGAGGUGAGCAAACAAACACACGGCACGUCUAUAAAGCAGCAAUGCUAAUCAGGUAAUGUGUGAUUUUAUUCUCGUUGUGGCUCAGUCAGAUCUCGAUCACAUCACAUCAACGAUGUCAGUGUCAGCUGAGGCUGGUUUUGAACCGAGCCAAAGUUUCAGAGAGGAUAUCAAAGCAGCUACAAUUGGUGUUUUAUCGCAUCCCUCCUCUGAUCACCUCCUGAAGGAUGACUUUGAUCUGAAUACGACCUACCCGUGUUCUCAAAAAACCACGCACAAGAAGAGUCCUUUAGGAUUGCGACGUAUUUAUUAUCCAGGUGAACAUUUGGAUGCUUGUAUUUCUGUCACGGAAAGAAACCACAGAAGCUCUGUCUUCCAUAAUGCCUCCCUGCCUCAUCAGUCCACCAUGUAUGAGAGUGAGCAAAGUCUGUUCGGUCAGCUCUUCUCUGGAGAUUUUGGGUUAUCGGGAGCUCCAUCUGCCCUCAACCCAAACAAAGUCAUACUUACUGUAGAUUAUAAAACCAGAGAGAUAUUAGUGGCCAAUGACCAAGCAUGGAAACUGUUUGAGUGCGCUCCUAAUAAGCUGAUUGGACAAAAGCUGUCUUCGGUCUUGAAGAAGACUACUCAGGUUGUGGAAGAAGCAUUGGCAGAAGACUGUUUUCUCAUGGAUGGAGCUGUUGUGGCAGUGUGUGGAAAACUGUUGGAUGCUGUUACAUUAUCUGGAGACAUGCCGGUAUCAGUAUGUACCUACACACAGUCUCCGACUGAAGAACAGUGGCUGGUCAUGGUAGAAAAUGUGGAAAGGCUGUCUGCCUUUUUGACUUUUUCGCAAGAUGGCAGCAUCCUCAACUGUGACAUGGUAUUUGCCCAUCUCCAUGGAUACCGCCAUCCCGGGGAGUUAAAGGGAGUGUCUGUUAAAGAGCUCAUCCCCUCUUUACAAAUCCCUCUUCAUAGCCAGGCAUUACCAAAAACUCUUAGGUUGCAGAGAGUGUGUGGCAAAAGCAGAGACAACACAGCCGUCCCACUGUGUAUCACACUUGAAGGAACAGUGGAUUGUGGUAGGCCCAAACACCAAAGCAGCAGUUCUGGUUGCAGUAGCCCAACAAAGAGCAGUGAAGGAGUAGAUGUAGCAGACAAGCUGUGCUUUGGUGUCCAAGUGGGCAGCCCGGUUGUGUCCCCAAGCCCUGCACUGGUGUACUUGGGAACAGUGUGGGCAUUUGCUCCUCUGAGUGGUCUCCUCGUACUCCACCAGGAUGGCUCAAUCUACAGAAUCCACAGCCAUCUGUCCCUCAGCCUGUUUGGCUACAGCAGGGAUGAGCUAAUGGGAAAGAGUGUUACUUACUUGAUGCCUGCUUUCUAUGGAUGGAUGUUAAGACCCAGCCACCAUGAUUCUCGAGCUGAGGCCAGCAAAAGCUUGGCAUCAUCAAAAACAUCUGUUAAAUUUGAUCCUUCCUCACUUGUGGCCGGGGACAUGGCAAUGAUGCACGAGGCUGUCAUGGGAAGAACAUCCACAGGGAGAGGCAGAAUCUUUACCGGAACCAGCACCAAGCUCGACAAACAGGGCAGCGCGCUUUCUACACUUUCCCCUCCUGCUGUCACCUCUACACGUGUGGUUAUGCCAGAUGACACUGGAGAGUUGAUGGAGGAGGCAGCCCAGGUGGCUCCUUGUAGCAGCUACCUGGACAGCGCAGAUACCACCGAGGCACUCCUCCAAACCUUUGCUUUCAUAGAACCUCCAGAAGAAGGCACUCCAACUCAGGAUGAACAUGGCAUUUCCAGAGAGGGUGGCAUCUUCCCUAAAAUGCACAAACACCACCGCACGUGUCCUUCUGUCUUAGAGGGCUCCAGCUUUGAGAUUAUCACAAUGGAGAGCAGGUCUUCCUCUGGGUUCUGUGAAAAAUUUGCUGCCCACGGUGGCUCAGAUCCAUGUCAGGCUGAGGACCUUCCUUCAGCACAUCUGGUAGAUUCAGACAGCUGUUAUCUGGACCUUAAUACCAAUGGUGAUCUGGUGAUCCGGGCCUUGGCUGACCUGGAUCUGAGCAGUAGUAUGGAGCUUCUCAGUGGUGGAGGGUACGAUGUCGAAAACCAACACUCUUUGAUAUCAUGUGAUACAGGCGAACUCCUGCGCACACCCUCCCCAUGUGUGGUAAUAUCUGAACAGGAAGCCAUGCCUGCUGAGGUUUCAAACACUGCUGUAGAGGCCACAGAUAGUGGACCAAUAGAGCAACUUUGCGAAAAGGAGCAAGUUGAGCAGGAACAGUGGACUGGUUUAUCAUCAGUUCAUAAAGGAAAGAGCGAGGAGUGUUGUGGGCAAAUGAACAGUGGGAUUCAAUCACUGGCUGACAUUCCUGCCACGUCUACGCCUAAGAAAGGGGCGAAUGGACACACUGUCCGCUCAGACAAAACAGAAAUACAGGAAGGACUAUAUGAAGGAAGUGCAUACCACAGAGAUGGCAUUAGACUUGAUGUGCAGUGUGACAUACGCAGGAUUAACCUCCCUGAUGACAACUUUAUGUUCUGUGUGUGGAUGCGUCAUUCAGGCCAGCAGGGUGCGCUGUUGCAGACAAAUAGAUUACGGCAUAAUGCAUCAGGUGCCAGUAUGGGAGAGAGGAUAGUGGAAGCUAGUCAUGGGGAAGCACUGCGUUCCACCAUGGACCUAGAACAUUCUCGAGCCUGUGAUGGACAGUUUGAAGAAGACUACCAGCCUCUUAAAGCUGUCGGUAAAGGUGCCUUCGGUUUUGUCUGGAAGGCGCUAAGACGAGGCGAUGGACAAGAAGUGGUAGUGAAGUUCAUUAGCAAAGCCAGGAUCGUGGCUGACUGCUGGGUGGAAGACCCCAUGCUGGGCCAUGUCAGCCAGGAGAUUGCCAUUCUGACACGUGUCCAGCAUCACAACAUUGUCAAGGUGCUCGAGGUGUUUGAGAAUGGGAGUUACUUCCAGAUGGUGAUGGAAAAACAUGGAGACGGUUUGGACCUUUUUGAGUUUAUAGACAUGCAGCCACGACUGGAUGAGCCUCUGGCAAGCUACAUUUUCAGACAGUUGGUUGCUGCUGUGUUUUAUCUGAGGACAAGGAACAUUAUUCACAGGGACAUAAAAGACGAAAACAUCAUCAUUGACAAUUGUUUCCACAUUCGGCUGAUAGACUUUGGCUCUGCCGCUUUGCUGGCUCCAGGGAAGCUCUUCUACACUUUCUGUGGCACUUUGGAGUACUGUUCCCCAGAAGUGCUUCAAGGAAAUCCGUAUGAGGGUCCUGAGCUGGAGAUGUGGUCACUUGGGGUGUUGUUGUACACUUUGCUGUUCAGUGAGAACCCUUUCUGUGGUGUGGAGGAAAUACUGCAGGCCAGACUCAGGCCCCCGUGCCCCCUCUCUCCAGAACUGUUUGGUGUGUUGAGUGGUCUACUGAACCCUGAACCCACCCAGAGAAUAACUCUGGACCAACUGCUCUUGCAGCCUUGGAUCAGCCAGCCUAUUUCCUUGGCAGAGUACAGCUGGUCAGAGGUGGUGCCUGUUCGGCUGUACAGCUCACCCCAACACUGUGAGUCCAGUCCCAAAGAGUACCUUAAGCAAAUUUUGUUCCCAGAUCAGGAUGAGGACACCCUCCCUGAUGAUGAAGAGGAUGAAGAUGAGAGAUUGUCAAUGGUUGCACUGGAAACUGAGCUGCAAAAGUACCUCACUGAUGAUUAAAGAUAGAUAGGGGUGUUUUUGUUGUUGUUUUUCCCCUCAACAGUGGUGCCUGUAGUUUUUGAAAGGGUGAAGCAGCUCAUUCUGCCUAACAUCAAGUUAGCAGCAGUGUAACACAAACCUGCUGAGCACUGUUUUAAAAAAUGAGGAAUCCUGUUAGUUCAGCGUAACAUCACAUGCUAAUCUGUCUCGAGUUGUGCUUUGGACACCUUUUUACCUUUGCCUUUAUGAAGCAUACAGAGUGUGCUACUAAAUUCAGUUAAAACUAUUUGUAUUUUUAGAGUCUCUUAUUUAAAUCAUUUUAUUUAUUGUACAGAAGUUGUACUUUCAUAAUGUCACUGA